Messenger RNA from Helicoverpa armigera (cotton bollworm), 4413 nucleotides. Its product is annotated as rac GTPase-activating protein 1. Gene Ontology annotation, cellular component: midbody; centralspindlin complex; spindle midzone. The coding region runs from base 177 to 2036 and encodes 619 amino acids. The transcript is spliced from 13 exons. Lineage: Eukaryota; Metazoa; Arthropoda; Insecta; Lepidoptera; Noctuidae. Gene Ontology annotation, biological process: mitotic cytokinesis; Rho protein signal transduction; mitotic spindle midzone assembly. Gene Ontology annotation, molecular function: GTPase activator activity. The record is from RefSeq and is a predicted model, not a curated record.
UCUCAUCUGUCAGCCAUUUCUCGUUUGAGCAAAAAGCCGUUAAUUUUCAAGAUUGUGCGGUUGAAAUAAUUUGUUUUGCUGUUCUUUGUAAACUGAAAUGUGAAACUGUGAAACAUUUUGCGGAAUAUUGUAGUGUUUUGUUGUUUAUUGUGUGUUUAACAAGAAUUUAAUACAAAAUGAGUUCAGACAACUCGGAUUCGGGGCCUGGCUUAACUUUGUCGUUGGUGGCUCAAUUCGAUGAUAUAAAUCGGUUGAAUAAUAUUCUUAACGACGGGGCGGCUGAAGAAUGUUUCCUAGCCUUCCUAAAACAAAUGGAAUGGGUCCGAGGCCAAUGGGCCGCAGCCGAGAAGGAAGCAGCUCGGAUACAGGCGGAGUUGGAUGAGGCACUCCGAACUCUUGCCAAGUGGGAGGCCAAGUUCGCACAUGUCAGGAAACUGCUAGACGGAGAGAAGAGAGAAAGGAAUAUUGUGCUGAAGAAAUAUAGUGAGCUGAGCAAACUACUAGAUAUGGCUCGUGAUCUUCUGUUCAAUGACAACAGAGCUAAGCUAAAUGAUGAGACUCUGCAGAAGCUUGCAUUCCUCAAUGGCACUGCUCAGCAGGAUCACAAUGCUAAGCUUCAUUGUGUGCCUGAACUUAAUUCUACAGGCACUCUCCUCUCAGAGAUGUCAUACUCCCGCUCAGAAGAUGACUUGGACCUAUCCCUGGCUUCCACCCGUCGCUCAUGGGUGGGGCGAGGCGGGUGGAACGCGCGGGAGAACGCGCCCGCCACCAAGAAGCGACGCAGCUCCAGCUCGUCCGCUACCAAGGUAGGACAUAAGACGGUGGAGUUGCAAGGUGGUAAAGUGCUGGCCACUGCUACCACUACACUGACGCUGGAACGAGCGCCCACCAGCCACGAUCUGAAGCCGCCCAAUAACUUUCAACCAAUAUCAGAGAGCAGUGACGAGGCCCCAGCUCCGCGCAAGUCGUCGGCCCGACUGUCGGCCAGUCGCAUGCAGCACAACAUGAACAUCAAGGAGGAGUGCACACCUUCUGCGCCGCCUCGUACUGACACAGACAGCGGUUCUGAGACGCCCCGCGCGGUGCCGCAGCGCACUCCGUCGGUGCUGUCAGCCUUCGCCGCGUCGCCGCGCUCGCGCCCGAGACAACACAACUUCGUGGCCAAGAACUUCUACAAGCGGGAGACUUGCGGACCCUGUGGGAAGACUAUAAAGUUCGCGAAGCUGGGCGUGAAGUGCGAGUGGUGCCGCGCUCAGACCCACCCCGAGUGCCGCGCGCUGCUGCCGCUGCCGUGUGUGCCGCCCGGGCCCGCCGCCCGCAGGCCCAACCAGCCCAUGGAGGGUUGUAUCUCAGACUACGCGCCAUCCACCCCGCCGAUGGUCCCGGCCCUGCUAGUGCACUGCAUCAACGAGGUCGAGAAGCGAGGGCUCAACGAGAAGGGGAUAUACCGCAUCAGCGCUACAGAUAAGGACGUUAAACGGCUUAAGGAACGUUUCCUCCGCGGCUGCGGUUCCCCGUCCCUCGCGCAGGAGGACAUCCACGUGCUGUGCGGCUGCAUCAAGGACUUCCUCCGCUCCCUGCGCGAGCCGCUCGUCAGCGCCGCGCUGUGGGCAGACUUCAUGCACGCGGCGACACUGCACGAGCCCAGUGACGCCUCCGCCGCUAUUGUACAAGCUGUGUCACAGCUGCCGCAGCCCAAUAGAGAUACUCUAGCGUUCAUAGUGCUGCAUUUGCAGAAGGUAGCAGAAAGCCCGGACUGCGAGAUGGGCAUCGACAACUUGGCGAAGAUAUUCGGCCCCACUCUCAUCGGAUACGGACUCAUGUCACAACCCACUGAGAUGUAUAACGCUACUGCGCAGAUGUUCAAUGUGAUGCAGCUUCUCCUCCGUUUACCAUGUGACUACUGGUCACAGUGGGCGUGCCCCGGGACUGACGCGGGCUCGCCGCUGGGCGCCACGCUCCCAAGACCGAGAGGAUUCUUCUUCUCGCCCGCUGAUACUGGAGUAUCCAGAAAAAAGAGGAACUACUUCCAGUGACAAUCUUCAUCGACCUUAUUGUUAGUACGUUAGAGUUCAUUUUCGUUUGUUCAUUGAAAAGAACAUUUAAGUUAACCAUUACUUUGUAAAUUCUAACUUUUUAUUUAUAACUUACUGUGUUAGUUAUGUUUUUUUUUCUUUCAUUCAUACUUAUUAAUAUAAUUUUGACUAACUUAAGUUAUAGAUCAUUAUUAACUUAGUGACAUUUUCUGUAAAUUAGGUUUAUUGAUAUUCCUUUAAGAUUUUUUUUCAUUAGUUUUAGAUACAAGUUGUAGUUAUUUUUCAAAAUCAUUUCUUUACGUUUCCAUCUCAAUACCAUAUGGAGGUAAAAUAUUUAUAGCUAUUGAGCAACCAAAUCUACCUUAGCACUCAUAGACAUGAUACCUCCAAUACUCAAGAAAAAGCCUAUAUUGUAUAGUUUACAUUUCAAAAGACAUUUUCAACAAUAUUGAUAUAUUCUGUCACAUCUUCAUUAAUUAAUGUAUUUUUUUUAUAAUAUGUAAGCGUUGAGAUUGUUCAUUUAUGUCCUAAAUAUAAAUAAAGUAUUAAAAUAUAAAACCAAUCCCAGUUUUCUUUACCCAACUUUAAAAAAAGAGGAGUUUUGUAUUCUAACAAUCUCAUAACUUACAAUGUGUACUUAAUUUUUCUUUACUAUAGGUAAGUUUAAUAUUAUUUGUGAAAAAAUAAAUUCGCUUUACGAACACUUUAUUGUAUCCACUUUUUUAUUAUAAAAAUGGAUAUAAAUCUGGUUGCGUAUUCUUUCUUAUAGCUAACUUUAUGGUAGUGAAAAAAGCCUUCUAAAAACGCCCUCUAUAUUUUACACCAUAUUCCUACGCCAGCAGGUCAACCUACUCGAAUCUGUAAAAUUUUACCAAUCGAACAAUAACCUUCCACUAUUGCAAUAAGGUUGAAAAUCUAUUGAAGAAAUUUGACAGAUUGAGGUAGGUUGAUGUGCUGAUGUCUGCACCUAUAUGUCACAGUCAGAUUGUAUAAUCCCAGCGGGGCCCAAUAAGGCCAGGCCUGCUGGGGCUGCGGGUUGUUCGAAAGAGAUACCGCGGCCCUGGUACAUAAAAGGCCUACGACGGAUACGCGCGAUUUUUAGUCAGUAAGAGUCUGACACUCCCUCACCGCUGCUAACCCACAGCGGGAAGGGUCCUUUGAUGAUUUUUGACUUGUAUAAUCCACCACUUUACAUUAUGGCUAACCAUCAUCUAAAACAGGACCGUUUUGAAAUGCGGCGGCUCAACAAUUAGCCGGAUUCUCAUUGCAAUCAUAAAGUUAGCUAUAAGAAUAAUCCCGUAGUAUUAAUUUUGUUUUACAUACAUUUGUACGUAUUUUAAGUUCUUGUUUCCGUUAUCGUGACGUCACGCUACCGCCUACGAUCAACGACUUUGUAAUAUAUCUCUGUAUACGUAGUUAUUGUUAUAAAUAUUUGGGCGGAAAUUAAGGAAAACAUAUACCUUCUGAAGUUAUUUUAUAAGGUGAAAUUCCCCGAAAAUUCGCUUAUCCCACCUUAUGGCUCAAAAGUGGCAUUAUAUAUCAUUCUUAUAGUUCUCGCCAAACGUUUUGUCGUCACGAAAGAUUGCGCAAGUUGCUGCGCAGAAACAAAUUUUAGGUAUCAAUAAGUGACGGAGAUGUAUGCCAAAUGUGCGUAUUUGGGGUCGGAAUUUAGCUGCAAACCGCCAUUAAGAUUUGCAAGAGCUUGACAAGAGUAAAAAUUGUGGGAAUUUCACAUCUUUUUGUGUAUAAAAUUAUAUUUGUAAGAUUUGUUACAUUUAGAUUACCGUUCUGAAUAAUUCCUUCGUAGAUGGCUUUUGUUUGUUUCACGCAGCUUUGUUAUACUUUAAUAAGUAGUGCUCAAGCCAGUGUAUACCUUAUAUAAAUUAAGAGCGUGUACGUCAACCGCGCGCCAUUUGGCCUAAAAUGGUACUUUUCAAAAAACUGUUUCUCAGUAACUACUUAUCCUAUAACUAUGUUAUUUUUUAAUAACGCAAGGUAAUUUCACUGUCUAUAUAGUUAAUUGAACAUAAAUUUCAAUUUGUGUAGUUUAAAUACUUAAAACCCCUAUAACGUAACAGAUGUUUUAUAAAAUUCCCGUUCAGCGUCUAUUUCGAAGCUUAAAUUCAUGUGAAAACAGUGGCAAAUCUAAUCAUAUUUAUUUUUUUACUCAUAGACGAAAUCCCCAUGCCUAUAGUUAAUUGAAAACAUUUUUUGAUUUAGGUCUCUAUCUUUCAGAAAAAAAUAUUUUAACAAUGUGAAAAAUUGUGAAUUUCAAAUGCUUUUUUUACCUAUCUAUCUUACUUAAUUUAAUAUAACAAUUAUUUACUAUAGUAAUAUAACUCUUUCUUUAAAACAUAAACUUUAUAUUAUAAUUUAA